AUGAAUCUCAACUUGAUUCGACAUUUAUCACAACGAAUCAACCAUCUAACUGGUUCUUUCCAUGCUUCCUCCAAAGUGGCUGAUUCUUCUUUAGCCCGCGCGCUUGAAGUUGCUGUCAUUGGUGCCCCAAAUGUUGGAAAAUCUCUGCUUACAAAUCAAUUGGUUCGCGCUGCUGUUUCUUCUGUGAGCAGCAAAAUGGACACAACUACGCAGGUGUGA
Molecule: messenger RNA, 219 nt
Organism: Strongylus vulgaris
Lineage: Eukaryota; Metazoa; Nematoda; Chromadorea; Rhabditida; Strongylidae
Source: the annotation of a GenBank genome assembly